ACGGGGGCAAAACUUCGCACGGCGUCCCAGACGAGCCAAUCAGUGCAUCGCUCGCCGCCUUGUGUCAUUAGCUACAAAUCCAUCAGCAAACCUAAAGACGACUUCCUCGUCAACUCUGAGGCCCAAAGCGCAUUUGCCAGAAAACCAAAAACUUUUGUCAGCUUAAUGAAACAUGAAGGGGCCCGAGAGCGACACGGCUCAGGCGGUAACUAAAGAAGAAGUCUGCGAGGAGUAUCUGGAUUACUGCGAGAAAACGUGGCUGGGAAGCAAAAGUCAAGUGUGUCACGAGCGGAGUUUGAUCUUGAAGGCGAAGCAUUUCCUGAAGUCCGAGCCCAGUCCGCAAAAGAGGUUCGGGGUACUGUCCUUCUACCAGCACGUCCACGAGUGCGUACAAGCGAGUGACAAGGGCUGCCGGGCAGUGUGUCAGGCGCUCGUCAAGGCUAUGGAAGUGCUGGAGAGUUACUGCAUCAACCUGCUGCUCUUUCCGUGGAGGAAGGAGUUCCGAUCGCUUAAGACCUUUACUGGGCCCUUUGUGUAUUUCAUUCAGCCAGUGCUUCCAAGAAAUGUCAUCCAUGGUAUUUUGGACAGUAUGGGCUACAAACCCCACACAGACACUGAAUUCCAACUGUGUCGGGAUAUUGAUAAUGAAAAAAUAAAGAAGAUUGGAUUUGAAUUAUUCCUGGCUAGGCAAGAAUGUGAAUAUUUGGUGGAAGCUAUGGAUCAAAUGAAAGAUGCAGAAUGCUUACAACUUCUUCAAACUAGGGCUUCUAAUUCUCUUGCCUAUGAAGAUUAUCAGCAGCCUUUUACAUGUGAACGUCCUAAAGAAACCUCAUCGUCAUUUACAGAGGCACACAUGACAGAUCGUGCCUUUCUAGAACCUGUUGAUGUUUUACAACAGAAUGACAAACUCAUGCCAAGAUCCAGUGAGAAUAUGAACUCCGAGCUGAAUAGCCUAAACCCAUGUUCAAUGAGUGAAGACAAAUCAAUUGCUGAUAUAUACAGUGAAUAUCCUGACCUUGCUAUUCACCAGAAGCCAAUUUUCGGAGAAGUUAAAAAAGUGAAGAACACGGUUAUAUGGUCUGAUGUGUCUGCUGCACCAGGUGAACUAUGUAGUCAGCCUGAAUCAACUGAACCUAACACAAAUGCAGUGUUCUCUGAGUUUUCAUUUACCUAUCCCAAUACUAUUAGUGACAUACGACCUCGAGAAGAAAGAAAAAUUGUGACCACCCCUACAGAUUUGAAAAAUCCAAAGGAUCCAGAAGUGCUGACUGCUACACUUCCACUGGUCAGUUCAGUAUCACAUGUGGAAAAGGACCCAGCACAAGACCACUCAAACUAUGAUGAGGUCCUUCCACAUUUGUUUUCCCAAAUGAAAAUUGAAGAUCAAAGAGGAGAAACCAUGAAAUAUCCCAUUGAGGAGACACUGCCUCCUGAAUUCGAACCUCACGACUGCCAUCGAAGCAGACACUUAAAAGACUCAACUUUAGUUGGCGUAAGCCAUUCUAAUUCACCCAAGAAACUGAUACAAUCAGUCAUGUGCAGAGCUUCUUCAAAUGUCAUCUGCCAUGUCAAGGAAUGCAGUAGCUGUGUCAAAAAUGAACCUAUUAAAAGGAAUCUGUACCAGGAUGGCGAUUCACUAGAAUGCUGUACUAAAUCUGACAAACAUAACAACAUUAAAGAACCACCACAGUCUUUUUAUAUUCCCCCAUGUUUGGAAAACCAAAGUCCAACCACUGACUCUGAAAGAGGUGAUUUUUUAUGCCUAAAGAACAGCAGCACUGACAAAGAUAUACAGCAGUCACAAUGUGACUUUUCACCUUUGAAUGAUGAUGGAUUUGUUUUGGUUUAGAUGACUGAAAUAUAAACCGUGUUUAUCAAGAGAAGCAUGUUAGCAACCCUUUACUGACUAUGUUAUUAUGAGCCGUUACAUUACAAAAAUCAGAUUUCCAGGCUUGCCGCAAGAGGGACACUUUUAACGAGUGCUUUUGGUUCUAAGGAUUUUAUUAAUUUCUUUCUGUAAUUGGACACCUAUCUAACUGGAAAUAUUGCUCUUCUUUUUACACAUAAUGUGUUGAUAAAGCAUCAUUCAAUUAAAGUUUGCUUCACUUA
Polypterus senegalus (gray bichir) is the source of this 2109-nucleotide messenger RNA. RefSeq lists its product as uncharacterized. The coding region runs from base 173 to 1849 and encodes 558 amino acids. Gene Ontology annotation, cellular component: cytoplasm. Lineage: Eukaryota; Metazoa; Chordata; Cladistia; Polypteriformes; Polypteridae. The transcript is spliced from 2 exons. The record is from RefSeq and is a predicted model, not a curated record.